AUUAAAAAUGUAAUCAAAUUAGAAUUGCUAUUCUAUUAGUCACGCGGUUCUUUAUAAUUUAGGUAGAUGUAUAUAUAUAUAUAUAUAUAUAAUCAAGAGAAUUCACUCAGAAACAGAAACAGAAACAGAAAGAAACUAAUGGAUUUAAAGAAAGCAACUUUGGUUUUUUACUUUCUUAUCUUUCUCCAUCUGCAACGCCGUGUUUCUCAUGCGAUCUCCGCAUCUUCAACAACUCUAGCCUCCGCUGAUCCACACCAUGACAAUCCCCCGGUUCAAGAAGUCGAAUCGAAGCCGGAAGGUGAUGUGAUCUCCCGGAAUUUAACGGAAUUAGCCGUCGUUGUUAAGAAGGGAGGCGGAGGAGGAGGUGGAGGCAGAGGUGGAGGCAGCUUCGGCGGAGGAGGACGUAGUUUUGGUGGAGGAGGACGAAGUUUUGGCGGAGGAUCACGCGGAAGAGGAAUAGGAGGAGGAAUACGUCCGAUUCCGAUUUAUGGCGGCGGAUCACACCACGGUGGUCAUCGUUCAAGCGGCGGUCGGGAAACUGGUAGCGAUUGGUUAGUUUUAUCGAUUUUAGCCGGUUUGGUUUUGGUUUUCUAGAGUUUCUUUAUUUGAUUUUGCCGGUUUAGGUUAAUUGUUUGAUACCGGUUUUGCUUCCCACUGGUUUGCUACUUUGCUCUCUGGAUACAUACCGAACCGAAUAAACUUGAUCGGCAGCGUCUAAAAUUAAAAUUCGGUUAUCGGUUAGGUUCAAGAAACCGAUCGGUUAACCGAAAUAUUAUAAACCCUAAAAUUUUUAAGCUUUAUGAAUUGAACCAGUCGGUUUAAAUUCUUUUGCCACAAUUCUAUUUCCGAGUAAUAUAUAAACAAAACAUUGACCACUUAAGUUAGCGAUGUGGGACAAGUUUAUUAGCGUUGUUUAGUUUAGUUAGGUGUUGGGUUUAUAGGCUUAAAUACUUUUCUGGGCUUGCGUUUAUAUUUGUUUUGAUGGCCCAUUUGUUUUUUGA
Messenger RNA from Camelina sativa (false flax), 1001 nucleotides. RefSeq lists its product as uncharacterized. The record is from RefSeq and is a predicted model, not a curated record. Lineage: Eukaryota; Viridiplantae; Streptophyta; Magnoliopsida; Brassicales; Brassicaceae.